UUUGUCUUUCAAACCACGUAAUGAUGCUGUCUGACAAUGUAUAAAAGGCCCACGAUCUCUCACAUAGGCAGUGUUUGCUGCUGCAACUCCUUGCUACAUCAUCACCAUGAAGGUUCUCGCAAUUCUUGCUCUAUUCGGUGCCAUCGUGGCAUGCCAAGCCUAUCGUAAAAAGGGAUACGGAUACGGUGGUUAUGGAGGUGGCUAUGGAGGUGGCUAUGGCGGCUUAGGUGGUUACGGUGGCGGUUAUGGCGGUUAUGGUGGUUACGGUGGCGGUUAUGGCGGUUAUGGUGGCGGCUACGGCGGUUAUGGCGGUUACGGUGGCGGUUAUGGCGGUUACGGUGGAGGUUAUGGCGGUUACGGCGGCGGUUUCGGUAAAUGGGGCGGUUACGGUGGCGGUUAUGGCGGCUACGGCGGCGGUUAUGGCGGCUACGGCGGUGGUUAUGGCGGCCUCGGCGGUUAUGGCGGAGGUUAUGGCGGAUAUGGUGGUGGCUAUGGUGGCGGCUAUGGUGGCGGCUAUGGUGGCGGCUAUGGUGGCUACAAGAAAUUCGGUGGUUAUGGUGGCGGUUAUGGCGGUUACGGUGGCGGCUAUGGCGGUUAUGGUGGCGGCUAUGGCGGUUAUGGUGGCGGUUAUGGUGGCGGCUAUGGCGGUUAUGGUGGAUACGGUGGUGGCUACGGCGGCUACGGUGGCUACGGCGGUGGCUAUGGCGGUUACGGUGGCGGCUACGGAAAGAAAUGGUAAACACAUGCUCAUCAAUUCAAUUGACACCAACUCUUACUGUUUUUCUAUGUUGCAAUAAAUAUACAAAAUCACUGCAA
Mya arenaria is the source of this 816-nucleotide messenger RNA. RefSeq names its product keratin-associated protein 6-2-like. Bases 107 to 739 code for a protein of 210 amino acids. The transcript is spliced from 3 exons. Lineage: Eukaryota; Metazoa; Mollusca; Bivalvia; Myida; Myidae. The record is from RefSeq and is a predicted model, not a curated record.